UUGCUCGGCACUCCAUGCUACACUUUCUCUGUUCAGUAUUUACAUCUGUUCCGAGAUGAUAUCAUUAAAAACAACUUAUGUGCAAUCCUACAACAUACAGCAGUUGUGUUGCGCAUUAUUAUCACUUAUACUUGCCUUAUUACAAAGCAUUCUGCAAAAGAAAUGGAACAGCAUUGUCGUGACAACAAUAACGAUUAUGAACAUAUGUCAGUUAAUACAAGAGCUAGCACAUGCAUGGAAUGCAUAUUAUGUGAUGAUAUUGAUAACUUUGCUUAUCCACACCAUUCGGCUGGUAUUAUGUGCAUUGGUCAUAUAUGCUCUUUGUCAAAUGACCAUGAAUCGUUGUGUUAUCUAUGUUUAUCAACAUUCUUAUCAAUUGCCUACAUAAUCAUUGAUAUCGCUUAUUUCUAUAUCCAAUCUGCUCGUCGUGUAUUGACGGCUAGUACUGGUAUAUCACUAUUUUAUACAUUUUUUAUAGCACUCUCUUUUUAUAUCUACCGAAAACGUCAUAUCGCUGUUGCACUCAUGAAAUUCGGUUGGAAAAUAAGUGAUCCGGCAGUGAAUUUUGGUGUUUUGGAUUGGAUUAGUGUGUUAUCAACAUGCGUUCUUCAGAAGUGGGUUUGUAUGUAUGAACGUUAUCAAAGCUGCCUCAUUAUACUUGUCUUACAGCUGGUUGUUGAAUCCCUGACCACACUGUCAUUUUUAUCUGCUCAAACAAGCUAUAUUCAAUUAGUGUUAUCGUUGACUCGUUCACCAACAGAUAUCGAUAAACUGAAAAGAUUGCUUCCAAUUGACCAUCUCGUUGUUGUUCUCAUUGAUCAUGGACUUCAAAUAUUCCAGUGGCUUAUAGCGCUUUGUUCGUUGGGAUUUUCGCUAAUUAUCGCAGAUGAAAUGAUUACUGAACCGCAAUCGUCAACACGUAACUCACACGACGAUGCGAUAGAAAUAUCUCAUCCGGAGGCACACAGUAUACCUAGAUUAGAAAACGUGCUGUUUGAGAAUGAUUGUGUGCAAAUUUGGGGAUUGGAACAUGAUAACGCAUCAUAA
This is a messenger RNA of Anisakis simplex (herring worm), 1047 nucleotides long. The record is from the annotation of a GenBank genome assembly. NCBI's taxonomy places the organism in Eukaryota, Metazoa, Nematoda, Chromadorea, Rhabditida, Anisakidae.